AUGUAUUUUUCAAGAUUCGUUUACCGUGCGGCAUCGGUCCCCGGAGACCGAUACCAGAGCUUUCCUCUGGUGCGGUAUAGAUCGCCGGGGAUCGAUAUCGAUUCUGAAAAACUUGCACCGUUCAUAAGAAAAUAUCUGAAGUCCGCUGUACAGUCCGGUUCCUUGAUUCAGACCAAAGGAAAAGGAGCGUCUGGUUCUUUCAAAUUGGCCGCUGCCGGAUCUACAACUAACGCGUCGAAGAAGGUUGCGAAAAAAUUGGUCGAGUCGGCCGAUGGAGCAAAUAAGAAUGCAUCAUCUACAACGGCAGCCGACAAGAAGAACAAAUCCCCUGCCAGGUCUACAUCUACAGUGAGUAAGUCGAAAAAGAGAGCGGCAAUUGCUACAGAAAAGAAGAAGCCAAAAUUAACGAAAUCUCCUUCGAAAGCUAAGAAGGCAAUCAAAUCGCCGACGAAGAAGCCCAAAGCACCGAAACCAAAAACGGUCAAAUCAGUAACGGCUCCGAAGAAAGUAACGUCUCCCAAAAAGAAAAAGUAA
Messenger RNA from Coccinella septempunctata (seven-spotted ladybird), 534 nucleotides. Its product is annotated as histone H1A-like. Gene Ontology annotation, cellular component: nucleosome. Gene Ontology annotation, molecular function: structural constituent of chromatin; DNA binding. NCBI's taxonomy places the organism in Eukaryota, Metazoa, Arthropoda, Insecta, Coleoptera, Coccinellidae. The transcript has a single exon. The record is from RefSeq and is a predicted model, not a curated record. Gene Ontology annotation, biological process: nucleosome assembly. The coding region runs from base 1 to 534 and encodes 177 amino acids.